Eurypyga helias (sunbittern) is the source of this 1962-nucleotide messenger RNA. It is a transcript of the gene FASTKD2, whose product is annotated as FAST kinase domains 2. Gene Ontology annotation, biological process: mitochondrial RNA processing; regulation of mitochondrial mRNA stability. Gene Ontology annotation, cellular component: ribonucleoprotein granule; mitochondrial matrix. Gene Ontology annotation, molecular function: RNA binding. The record is from RefSeq and is a predicted model, not a curated record. NCBI's taxonomy places the organism in Eukaryota, Metazoa, Chordata, Aves, Eurypygiformes, Eurypygidae.
AUGAAUAAUAAAAUAAGUUAUUUGUUAAAUACUGUUAGAUACAUGCAUAGAUGCAAUUCUGUGCUCACUCCCAGAUCUUCAGCCACAAGAAAACACGUUUUAUGGAUUGGCAGGUACAGGAAUGUCCUGGAAAAUGUGUACUUCAGGAAAUCAUUUUUAAAUAUUUGUCCUCUGCAUGGAUCAUCUUUUCAAUUUCUGUCUCAAAAGACAGAUGUUUUUAGCACAGGUGCUAAGAUACAACCAGAGAAGAAUACAGGGGCUUUGGUGAGUGAGCAGGCUCCCCAAAGCUCCUUAGGACUUGAAAAGUUGGAUGGCUCUGGGAGCAUCAAUGUGAAGCAUGUAAUGGAACACAGUGAACCGUUCUUUAAUAGUCUCCAGAAAUGUACCUGUCCUUCCGAUGUCCUGGACUUGGCUUCAGAGUCUGCUGUUUCCACUAAGCACUUCGCAAACUGUUUAACUACAGUGUGGAGGCUCUUCAGAAGCCUGUCAGAAGACCAGCAGCGUUACGAGAAGCAGCUGAUCUUUGAGCACCCAGCGUUUGUCAAGCUUUGUCAGCAGUUGCUGCAGGACGCCAGAAGGAUGACGCGGGGUGACCUGGUGUUCGGUCUGCAUGCCGUGGUGAACCUAGGUGUUCCUCAAAACACUCUCCUAGUCCAGACUUUGGUGAGAGUUUGCCAGGAGAAGCUCAAUCAACUCGAUAACCGAUGUAUCUCAGUUUUGGCAACUACUUUAGCAGGGCUGGAUAAAGACAGGAAUGUGAGUGCUCUUCAAGCUGGAUUACAGUUACUAGUGGAGCAGCGCAUUCCAGGUAUCAGAGACAUCUUUAUACUGCAAAACCUGAUGAAAUGCAUGGGAAAAGAUGCUCCAGUCUUUCUGAAAAAGAAAUUAGAGGUGGCAGUUUUGAAAGAGAUAGACCAUCUGACUUUAGAGACUGCUCUGCGUCUGGUUUUGGCUCUUCUUGAAAUGAACUAUUGUUCCAUUCCAAUCCUGAAUGCCUGCAGUAAAACGAUCCAGGACAAUGUCCACGAUACUCAGAUUCGGCAGUUAAUCCUUGUUCUGGAAACUUGUAACAGUCUCCAGUACCGUAAUCUAAAACUGUUUUCAGCAUUGGCAGACUAUGUGAAUUCUACUGCCUGCCUCUGGGAGAAAAGACAGAUUAUCCUUUUUAUUUCUGCCUCUGAGACACUUGGCUUUCAGCCUAGUGAGCUGAUGGGUACUUUUGCUAAGAAGGUGACAGAAGACCCUGAAUUCCUCAACUUGAAAAACCUCUUGGUUGUUCUCCGAGUGUAUUCACGACUCAACUAUGUUCCCUGCGGCGAAAAGCAUCUGUUUUUCGAGACUCUUCAUAGCUGCUUGAAUAAAUACCUCCCUCAGAUAUCCAACACAGACCUGCUGAAGGCAGUGUAUUCAUUUUGCAUCUUAGGAUACCUUCCUCAUCGUGCACUUGAUGUGCUCCUGCAAAAGGACAGCAAGAAUGAACUUCUCCCGUCAGAUGAUCUGUACAAAGAACAAAAUGAACAGAUGCUUUGCUGUGUGAAAGCAUGUAUGGAGCUUGAUAGCCCUUCCUUCACAAAGCCUGCAUUUGUGCCGACUGAGGAUUUCUCUUUACUAGUAUCUCUCAAUCUCAGAAAGGCUCGGGAGGCACUGAUAGAACUUCUGGGAGAUGAGAACAUGUUUCGGGAAAACGUUCAGCUGCCAUAUAAAUAUCAUAUUGAUUUUGAAAUCAGAAUGGAUUCAGACACAAAGAAGGUGCUCCCAAGAGCUGCAACAGAUGAUCAUGCUGACCCAAGUGUUCAAAGAUUGGCUUUUCUCUUUGUUCCUCUGUCUGCCUUCUGUGUGGGUACAAUGCACCCUCAAGGGAAGCUGGCAGUGAAGCAGCGGCAUCUAAACAAACUGGGCUAUCAUGUGAUUCUGGUAAGAAGAGCUCUUUUCUUUUUGGUCCUGUUUUCGGCACAGAGAAGA